AUGGCCAAGUCCAAUACCGGAAAUCCUUUACUUCAUCCGAUACUCUUCAUAUUUCAGCUGGUGCAAUGGGUUAUUGGCAAGGUUCUCUCACCUGAGCCACCCAAUCCUAGCACAAGACUUGGACGGCCCAAGAUUGCCGUCAUUGGCGCUGGUAUCACUGGUGUUACUUCAGCUGCGCAUUGUGUUGGCCAUGGCUUUGACGUGGUCAUCUUUGAGGCCGGAGAUCGAGAGUCCCUCGGCGGGAUCUGGAGCAAGGUAAACAACACUUCUGGGUUGCAAAUCCAUUCUCUCAUGUACAGAUUCCACCCAUCGGUCAAGUGGGAUCGCGGAUAUCCCGAUAGGCAACAAAUCAUUAGCCAAGUCAAGCAGCUUUGGGAGCGCUACGGACUCGAUACGAGGACGAAAUUCAACACACGUAUCGAAAAGGUCUAUCAAGAUGAACAAGGUCGUUGGAUAGUCAAUGAUACUUCCAAUGGCCGUUUUGAGGGACUCAUUGCUGCCGUUGGAACUUGUGGUGACCCAAAGAUGCCGACAAUGGAUGGAAUGAGCAAGUUUAAAGGCGACGUCUACCAUUCUAGCGAAUUGACUGGGAAAAAUGCCAAGGACAAGACCAUGCUCAUUAUUGGAGGUGGCGCUUCUGCCGUUGAAGCCCUCGAAUUCGCCUCGGAAGAAGGAUGUAAAAAGACGUAUAUCCUCUCACGAUCCGACAAGUGGAUCAUCCCGCGCAAUACUCUUGUCAAUGUCCUGCUUUCAUUCAACAUAUUCGGCCAAGAGACCCUCUUCUCCUGGAUACCCGAGACACUCCUUCGAAAGUUCUUUUACCGGGAUCUGCAGGAUCUCGCGCCACGAAACAAGGGAAUCUUUAUGGAAACUCCCAUGGUCAACUCGGACGUCAUGGACAAGCUUCGCAGCGGAGAGGCCGAAUGGGUCCGAUGCGACAUUGAAGAUUUCACCGAGAAUGGAAUUGUCGUCAACAAACGCGACAAGGGAGUGCCACCCGGAGGUCCAGGUCGCAACAAGGAGAUUCAAGGUGACAUGAUUGUCAUGGCCACGGGGUACAAGCGACCAAGUCUGAAAUUCCUCCCAGAUGACUGUUUUGAUGAACCAUAUGGACCACCCAACUGGUAUCUACAGACAUUUCCGCCAACGCAUCCUUCAGUCUCUGCCAUAAAUUGUACCUAUGUCAAUGCCAUUGGUACCGUAGGCAACUGGCACAUUGGUAUCUAUACGCGAAUUCUGCUCAUGUUUCUCGUGGACCCCUUGACGCGGCCCCGGACUUUUUGGAUGGAACGAUGGAUCGACAUGACCAAGAUUCUCAAGUCUACCGCUCCAACUGGCGCGUUUGAUUUCUUCACCUACCUUGAGCUGAUCUGGUGGUUCACAUUUUGUGUCACCAUUAACCCUUUUCGAUGGAAAUGGGUCUUUUUCGUCUUUUUCGGCCUAGGUUAUGCGCUCCCAAAGAGGAUAGUUGCGACUGAAGAGCGUAUACGAAACGGCUUGGGCUUUCAUCAAGAGGAGGGCCGCGAUGUUGGCAAGAGUUUUUAA
This is a messenger RNA of Pestalotiopsis fici W106-1, 1545 nucleotides long. RefSeq lists its product as uncharacterized. The transcript has 3 exons. The coding region runs from base 1 to 1545 and encodes 514 amino acids. NCBI's taxonomy places the organism in Eukaryota, Fungi, Ascomycota, Sordariomycetes, Amphisphaeriales, Sporocadaceae. Gene Ontology annotation, molecular function: NADP binding; N,N-dimethylaniline monooxygenase activity; flavin adenine dinucleotide binding. The record is from RefSeq and is a predicted model, not a curated record.